AGCAUCUGGGUGGCUGUCAGCUGGCCAUGUUUAGUAAAAGACUGAGUCAUCUGAGUCGCUCUCUUGCCAAGGGAUGCGCAAAGGUUUUGUCUGAGCAGCCAAACAGGACUACAGUUGUCGUAAAAAGAAAAUGGCCCGCUAAAUUAGGAAACGGUGACGAAUUUGCCAGAUUGAAGACGAGGAAUUUUAUUUAUGAAGUUGUGGAGAACCGGGCGCAGGCAAAACACCCAGAUGUCCGCGUGAUCCUGGCCGACAAUGUGGAAGGUUUUGGCGCAGAAGGUGACGUCAUUGACGUGCGAGCAAAUAUCGCGAGAACUUGGCUGCUCCCAUCAAAAGUGGCCGUCUAUCCGUCGCCAGAAAAUCUCGAAAAAUACGAGCGAAUAAAAAAAGAGAGAGGAGACACUGGGCCAAGACACACGGCUUAUGCGAUGGGGACAAUUCGAGCGUUACGAGAUAUGGAACUGGUUAUUCCAAUGAAUCGGAAUGCAGAUUGGAGCCUGACCAAGACUCAUGUCCGUGUCGCAUUUAGAAAAAUGGGAAUAGAAGUACCAGAUGAUUGUAUCACAAUGCCAGAGGAAGAUAUUUCACACGAUGUCAGCGGAGAGGACUUUACAGUCGGAGUGACGGUGAAUGGAAUCGAGACCGUCCCAGUUUCGACAAAAAUCGUCUAUUGGGAAUUGGACGAGCUCGGGAAUCUCCCUGAUAUACCGCAGAUCCAAGUUAAGAAGGACAGGCGGUGGUCGGCCAAGGACAUUAUAACAAAAUCAUAGCAGAGUUAUCAUGUGAUGAGUUUGGAAAGACAUUCAUGUUGACUCUUUUGAUAGGACUGAUGGCGCCUUAGUGUUGCAUAGUGGUGGUAACAGACAUUAAAACCAAUGGUUGGAAAGCUUUCGAUAAGCGGUAUUUUCUCCAGUGAAACAGCUAUGAACUGACGUCAAAAUCACAAAAUGUCAAAUAUUUGUCCAUUCUUUUUGGAGUGGACAUCUCACUUUCUCCUCAUGUUUAUGGCACCAGUUGAUGUUGUUUUGUGGAAAUAAAAGAUUUUCGAAAAGAUUAUUG
Messenger RNA from Lineus longissimus, 1059 nucleotides. RefSeq names its product large ribosomal subunit protein bL9m-like. Gene Ontology annotation, biological process: translation. Gene Ontology annotation, cellular component: mitochondrion; ribosome. Gene Ontology annotation, molecular function: structural constituent of ribosome. The record is from RefSeq and is a predicted model, not a curated record. The transcript is spliced from 7 exons. Lineage: Eukaryota; Metazoa; Nemertea; Pilidiophora; Heteronemertea; Lineidae. The coding region runs from base 27 to 770 and encodes 247 amino acids.